ACCGCAUCCAUCCUGCACUCAUUCAGUCAAUUGAUCUUCAAAUCACACCUUAACAUCAAAGUUCAAAAUGCGCGCCUCUAUCAUCCUUUCCGCACUCAUCGCGCCUCUGGCCGUUUCCGCUUUCCCAGCAACCGUGGACAGCAGAUUCGCUAUCGAGGAGCGACAAGCAGCCCCGGUAAAGCCAGCACCAUGCGUCCGCAACCCAAGCGCAACAGUUCAGGAAACCGAACAACGCGCUGCUGCCUUCGCGGAUGCUUUCAUCCGCAAGCCAGAUAUUAGCAAGGCGUUUACGUUCAUCGCCAAGGACUACAUUAACCAUAACCCUUCUGUGAAGAACGGCUCAGACGCUGCUUGGGAAGUUUUGUCGCCAAUCUGGAAUCAACAGAAGAUCAAGGUUCUGGGCACGGCAUUCAAGUCGCCGCAGAGCUGGGUGAACUAUCAAAGCGACUUUGGAAGUGUUGUUGAUCGGUUUCGAUGGGAGGGCGGAUGUAUCGUUGAGCAUUGGGAUCAAAAUGAAGUAUUCCCGACAAAUCCUACUGGAACGGACAAUGGAGCAGGGCCUAAAUGCAAAAGGUCGUCGUAGAUUGAAAUCGAUCUGAGCAUUGCUCCAACGCGUUGGAUACGGGCACGCAUAUAACAAUUUACAAGGAUAUGCGCAUGGCGAGAUUCAAUUCUGGCAGGGUGUUCCUGCUUCUCAUGUGAAUAUUUAUUAGCCCGCGCACCGAUCUUGUGACCCACAUCAUGUUAAUCCGCUACAACGCCCAAGCAACUGUGACAAACAUAUCGCCCCUCAUGAACGAUGCCGUUCCUAGAAUCCCCUUGAAAGUCGCUCUCAGACCAGCCCGUCUUAUAACACUGGCGCAAUCCCCCCUCAAACAUCGAGGAUGGUCUUCCCCUUCCCCUCCUUAUUUUCGCCCUCCGGCCUUACGCUCUCCUCCGAAGGUCUUGCAGCGCCUUCUACGUAAAGCUCCGCAUCCGCAUCCGCAUCGAGGUACUCCUCACCCC
Molecule: messenger RNA, 1005 nt
Organism: Pyrenophora tritici-repentis Pt-1C-BFP
Lineage: Eukaryota; Fungi; Ascomycota; Dothideomycetes; Pleosporales; Pleosporaceae
Source: RefSeq, a predicted model, not a curated record